This is a messenger RNA of Eupeodes corollae, 1170 nucleotides long. RefSeq names its product mitochondrial cardiolipin hydrolase (gene zuc). NCBI's taxonomy places the organism in Eukaryota, Metazoa, Arthropoda, Insecta, Diptera, Syrphidae. The transcript has 4 exons. Gene Ontology annotation, molecular function: RNA endonuclease activity producing 5'-phosphomonoesters, hydrolytic mechanism. The coding region runs from base 139 to 879 and encodes 246 amino acids. Gene Ontology annotation, biological process: piRNA processing. Gene Ontology annotation, cellular component: mitochondrion. The record is from RefSeq and is a predicted model, not a curated record.
UUUAACCUAUUCGCACGUGCAAUUUUGUAUUUUGCUGCACUUUGCAAUUUUGCAUCCAAAUUUCAAAACGUACCCAAAGAAAAAAAUAAUAUUCUCAUUGGUUAUCAAUUAAAAUAAUUUAAAAACCACAAAUUCAUCAUGGAUAAUAAAAUGAUGAAGUACGCUCUCUUCGGUUUGUCGGCGGUCGUUGUCUCCGAAAUUACCUAUCGUUACAUUUGGUGCUGGUUUGAACGCUGCGCUAAACUACGUGCAUCUCAGACCAAAAGAGAAGUCGCCGAUGUUAUAUGGAUAAAUGAGCAUACCCAAGAUUGUGCCGUAAAAGGUGGUGAGAUUCCAAAAUUCUUCCAUAACGGCGAGAAAUGCAAAAAUAUGUUCUGCUAUCCUCGGAAUAUUCGGAAAAUCAUUCAAUUUAUCGACGACGCGAAACAUUCAAUCGAUCUCUCCAUGUAUAUAUUCACGUCGAAUGAGUUGGCUAAAGCAAUUGAUCGGGCAAUAAAACGAGGUCUCCAAAUUCGUAUUAUAAGUGACCAAGAGAUGUGCUUUUCAUCGGGUUCACGAAUUACCGAUCUUACUCAAUCCGGUGUUCCCGUUCGUUUUCCUAACGCUUCCAAUAUGCUUAUGCAUCAUAAAUUUUGCAUACUUGACGGUCCGGUUCGGUUAAAUACACUUUCGAAAAUUAAAAAAUCAACAAUGCAACCUACUCAGGGAAUACUCUUCACUGGUUCACUUAAUUGGACUCAUCAAGGAUUUAAUGCAAAUUUUGAAAAUAUGAUAAUCACUUCGAAUGUAAAUUUAAUUGAUAAAUUUGAAAAAGAAUUUGAACGAAUGUGGUUAUCAUUUGACGGCAAAGAUCUGAAAGAACAAAAUAAAUCUUCCUAAAUCCCACAUGGAAACGAUAUACAUUUUUCAGGAAGAAAAAAAACACAUACAAUAUGUUUUGAGGUACGUAUCUUAUAUAUGCUAGUAAAAUAAAUUUAAACAAUAAAAUUAAAAAAAAAAACUAAAAUAAGGAAAUAUCUUUUCGCUAGGAAAAAAAAUACAUUUUAAUAAGUUAGUCGGGUAGUCGUGCGUUCGGGCUCUGCGCUGCCCCGCUUCUGGCCUCAUAAAAUAUGCGACUAAAAUAUACACAAAUAAUGAUAACGAGCAUACGACCUGCAUAUUUUGAACAUG